AUGGCUCGUCUUCUCGAAACUCUGAUUGUCGGCUCCCUAGCCGUGACAUCGCUGGUUGCGGCUUCGCCAGCGGUGGUGGCUUCGCCGGAACUCCCCGUUCGACUGGAGACACGCAGUCAGCUGUCGUCCCACCUGGCCAACAUCCACCUCGUGUUUGACGGUGCCGUUGACAGCCUCAUCAGUGUGACCUACGGGUCCUGCACUGCAGCCAGCGAGAGCGACGCCCACCACCUUGUCAGCCGAGGCCAUCACGCUGGUGCAGAACGCCUCGUCUGGAUCAUUCCCGAGGACGUGGAGUCCGGUGGCUGUCUGUCCGCAUGGAGCGGCCUUUCGGGCGUGCUGCUCGGCCGCAGUGGACCGCAGCAUACGGGCAACGUGCAGAGCGUCAAACGCACGGUGCAGAAGAGCACAAUGCAGAAGCGCAGCACCUCGCCGCAUUCGAUUCCCAUGACCAACGCGAGCGGAAUCGAUGCCUGGGGCCCAUGGUUUGACGGCGUGGAGCUGCUGAAGAGCACCAACGUCAGCGCCGUGUAUGCCAAGGAGGCUAAGAGCAAGCACGUCGGCAUUGUAGGCGCCGGCAUGUCUGGGCUGAUGACAUACCUGUGUCUGACACAGGCCGGUAUGACCAACGUGGAGAUUAUCGAAGCCGGCGAGCGGCUGGGCGGCCGUGUACACACAGUCUACCUGUCAGGCGGGCCGUUUAACUACUCGUACCAGGAGAUGGGACCUAUGCGAUUUCCCACGACCACCACGCUGGGAAACGAGACGUAUAACAUCUCGGACCACCAGAUGGUCUUCCAGCUGGCGGCUGAGAUGAACAAGCUCAACAACUACGACAAGAACCUGAGCGUGGACUUCAUUCCCUGGUACCAGUCCAGCAAGAACGGCCUCUACUACCACAACGGCAUCAGACUGGCCGACGGCAUGCCGCCUACCGUUGCGCAGAAAAAUGCCAACGCGUCUCUUGCGAUCACAAAACCCGAGGAUGCAUCUACGACUGCGUUGCAGGACAAGGUCGAUGCCGCUCUGCCAGGCGAUGCCUUUUAUGUUGCCAUGGCCCAGAACAUGUUCAAGGCGCAUCGCGAGUGGAUCGGAAACGGUCUGGAUGGCCUGCCGGGCAACCAAUGGAGCGAGUUUGCCUACAUGGUGAACUACCUCAAGGGCAACCUGAACGACACGGACAUUGUUAGCGGAGGCGACUUUGCAUCGGACUUCUGGGACACGCUGUACGAGGGCAUGUACUUUGAUGCUACGACAUGGCGCACGAUUGACGGAGGUCUUAACCGGCUGCCCCUCUCUUUCCACCCUCUCGUGGACAAUGCGACAACUCUGACCCAGAACCGCGAGAUCUCGCGGGUCAAGUACAACGCCGAGGACGAGACGGUGACGCUGCAAUGGCGCGACAGCUAUCUGAACAAGACCUUCCAGAACUCCACAUACGACUACGCCGUCAUUGCCGUGCCCUUUUCUGUCAUCAAGCGGUGGCGCUUCUCCGAUUUGCCCGUGACCAUGAGCAACGCCAUUACGCACGUGCCCUACACGGCCGCCUGCAAGGUAGCUCUCGAGUUUGAGACCCGCUUCUGGGAGCAUCUUGACAACCCCAUCUACGGCUCUUGCUCAACGUCCACCGACAUCCCCGGCAUUGGCUCCAUCUGCUACCCGUCCUACAACAUCAACGGCACCGGCCCGGCCACGAUCCUGGGCUCCUAUGUUUCGGGUGACCAGUGGGGUGAGCACUGGGUAUCCGUGUCCGAGGCUGAGCACGUGCAAUACGUGCUUGAUACCAUCAUUGAGAUCCACGGCAGCGUCGCCCGCGAGCAGUACACCGGAAAGUUCAACCGCCGUUGCUGGGCGCUUGACCCGCUCGAGUCUGCCAGCUGGGCCUCGCCCAUCGUUGGCCAGCACGAGCUCUACCUGCCGGAGUACUUCAAGACGCACAACAACAUGAUUUUUGUCGGAGAGCACACGUCAUACACGCAUGCAUGGAUUGCCUCGGCACUAGAGUCAGGUAUUCGCGGAAGUGUGCAGCUACUGCUCGAGCUCGGUCUCGUCGAUGAAGCUAAGGCGACAGCCGAAAAGUGGAUGGCCCGAUGGAUCGAAGUGCAUCCACUUCACGAGCACAGCUACAUGGCCGCGCACUAA
This is a messenger RNA of Grosmannia clavigera kw1407, 2142 nucleotides long. Its product is annotated as L-amino acid oxidase. The record is from RefSeq and is a predicted model, not a curated record. Gene Ontology annotation, biological process: amino acid catabolic process. Bases 1 to 2142 code for a protein of 713 amino acids. Gene Ontology annotation, molecular function: L-amino-acid oxidase activity; polyamine oxidase activity. Lineage: Eukaryota; Fungi; Ascomycota; Sordariomycetes; Ophiostomatales; Ophiostomataceae. The transcript has 8 exons.